AUGUCGCCCGCGCCGAUACCAAAGGUCCUUGCGUUCGACGUCUUCGGCACCGUCGUCGACUGGCACGGCAGCAUCUCGCGUGCCGUCACCGCCCUCCGCCCCGGCGUGGACGGGGACGCCUUCGCGCUUGCCUGGCGGGCAGGCUACGUCCCCGCAAUGCGGCGGACGAUGGCCGCGAUCGCGGAUGGAUCAGGUUCCUUCAGAGUGCUGGACGAGCUGCACCUCGAGAUCCUGCGUUCCAUCCUGCCCGACUUUCCUCAACUCGCCGACCUUUCCGAGGCCGAGAUCCAGGAUCUCAACAAGGCCUGGCACCGUCUCGAUCCCUGGGCCGACUCUGUCGAGGGAUUGACGAGGUUGAAGAAGAAGUUCGUCAUCACGCCGCUCUCGAACGGCGGCAUUGGACUGUUGACGUACAUGGCCAAACGGGCUGGACUGCCCUGGGACCUCAUUCUAGGCGCGGAGGUGUUCCAGGCCUACAAGCCCGAUCACCGCACGUACCAGGGUGUGGCUAGGGUGUUGGACGUCAAGCCCGAGGAGGUCAUGAUGGUCGCGACGCAUCAUUCGGACCUGGAUGCGGCGCAGGACGCGGGCGUGCAGACGGCGUACAUCGAGCGGCCGGAUGAGAUGGGCCCGCGCAAGGAGCUCAAGGACGAUACGCCCAAGGAGCGGCAUCCGCUGCACUUCAAGGACCUGAAUGCGCUCGCGGAUUACUUGGGAUGCUAA
Messenger RNA from Trichosporon asahii var. asahii CBS 2479, 723 nucleotides. Its product is annotated as haloacid dehalogenase, type II. NCBI's taxonomy places the organism in Eukaryota, Fungi, Basidiomycota, Tremellomycetes, Trichosporonales, Trichosporonaceae. The transcript has a single exon. Bases 1 to 723 code for a protein of 240 amino acids. The record is from RefSeq and is a predicted model, not a curated record. Gene Ontology annotation, molecular function: hydrolase activity, acting on halide bonds, in C-halide compounds.